Centropristis striata (black sea bass) is the source of this 4800-nucleotide messenger RNA. Its product is annotated as myelin transcription factor 1-like. The transcript is spliced from 23 exons. Gene Ontology annotation, biological process: regulation of transcription by RNA polymerase II. The record is from RefSeq and is a predicted model, not a curated record. Gene Ontology annotation, molecular function: zinc ion binding; RNA polymerase II cis-regulatory region sequence-specific DNA binding; DNA-binding transcription factor activity, RNA polymerase II-specific. NCBI's taxonomy places the organism in Eukaryota, Metazoa, Chordata, Actinopteri, Perciformes, Serranidae. The coding region runs from base 208 to 3888 and encodes 1226 amino acids. Gene Ontology annotation, cellular component: nucleus.
GUCACACUCGUCCGGUCCCCUCCGCUGUGUUCUGUUGGGGUCGGUGUUGCAUUCACUGUCGUGCGUUACAGUGAACGUCUCUCUGCCAGACCGGAGAUGUCGAUGCGGAGGGGGAGGGGAGGGCAGUAGCUGAGCGUAAGAAAAUGAAUUCAGAGGUCAGACACUGAGCCAGUAGUGGACUCUGGGACAGCCAAUCAACAAGAGAGGAUGAGUCUAAGCAUCAAAAUGAGUCAAGAUACUGCAGAGACACGAACACGAACCCGCUCCAAAGGCAACCGGGUGUUGUCAGAACUUGUGGGGGGACAAGAGAUAAAGCCAGAGUUAAGCAGCAGCUGUCCCACCCCGGGGUGUGAUGGCAAAGGCCAUGUCAGUGGAAGAUACUCUCGACAUAGAAGCAUACUGGGAUGCCCCAUAGUGAAGAAAAGGAAGCUGGAGGAGGCCGACGCCGACACUGACGCUGACACUGAGGAGAACCAGUCUGCUCCCAAGAGGAGGAACCAGCCCUCCAUCCAGGCAUCAGAGGAAGGCCUCACCGCAGACAGUGAUGCAACAGACGAGAAGGAGGCAGAGAAACAGGAGGAGGAGGGAGACGAGGAAGAAGAACUCAAAGAGAAGAAGAAAAACACAACAAAAACCAGGCCAGAGUCAACAAAAACACACUGCUCACUGGUGACAACGGAGGACACAGAAACAGCAGCGUGUCCUCUGGUUGAUGUUGGCGACAGUGAAAGCUUCACCUCAGAGACUGAGAAUGAAAGUGAAAGGGACAAAACUAGUGAGGAGGUGAAGCCGGUAACAGAGACUGAUGAUGUUCAGCUGGUGGAGACAGAGACGAAGGAGGAUGAGGAAGGUCAGCUGAUGACGAAGGAGGAUGAGGAAGGUCAGCUGAUGACGAAGGAGCAGUCGUCAGAGCAACCUGAAGAAGAACUCACCGAGCACAAAGAGACAAAAGAAGAGGAAGAAGAGGAAGCAGAAGAAGAAGAAGAAGAGGAAGAAGAAAAGGAAGAGAAAGAGCAGCAAGAAAAUAUUCUAAAAGAGAAGCCGGAAGAACAACACAUGAUAAGCCAGGGAAACUCUGAUCACCAGUACUCCAGUGGAGAUUACAACCAUCAGGCCAAAGAACUAACAGAGGAGCAGAGUAAGAGGGAGGAGCUGGAAGAGGAGGAGGAAGAGGAGGAGGAGGAGGAGGAGGAGGAAGAGGAGGAGGAAGAGGAGGUAGAACAGCAUGAGGUCCACCAAGAGGAAGAUGCUCCUUACACUUUGAGUCCCGGCACUCAGGGAUCUGAGGCUGAGAUGUCACUCAGGGAAGAAAAAGUCUGCACCCCUAUGACUGAGGAAGAGGAGGAGGAUGAAGAUGAGAGAGAGGAUGAGGAGGAUGAGAGGCGAGGGAAGGAAGUGGGCGAGGUGCUGGAGGAGGAAGAGGAGGACCGAGACUCCAGCAAAGCUUCUCCGACUACAGUGGUGAUAGAAGUCCGCUCUGAGGAGGAGGAGGAUGAGGAUGAUGAGGAAGAGGAAGAAGAGGAGGAGGAGGAGGAGGAAGAAGAAGAAGAGGAGGAGGAAGAAGAGGAGCAGGAUCGUGUCUCGGAGGGCUCAGGAAUCACGGAUGACUCAGAGAACUGGGAUAUGACUCGGGGGAACCUGGGGCUGCUGGAGCAGGCCAUCGCCCUGAAGGCGGAGGAGGUGAAGGGGGGCCAGGAGGCGCGGCGCUCCCCGGACUACCAACCGUACGGCUCCUCCUCCAAGAGCCUGGAGCCUGCUGCCGUGGCCCGCCGCUCCGCUCACUACAGCAAAGAGAAGAAAGAGGUGAAAUGUCCGACCCCGGGGUGUGACGGGACCGGUCAUGUGACUGGGUUGUACCCCCACCAUCGCAGCCUAUCAGGAUGUCCUCACAAAGACCGGAUCCCUCCAGAGAUCCUGGCCAUGCAUGAGAACGUCUUGAAGUGUCCGACUCCUGGCUGCACGGGCCAAGGCCACGUCAACAGUAACCGCAACACACACCGCAGUCUGUCCGGCUGCCCCAUCGCAGCAGCAACCAAGCUGAACAAGACCCAGGACAAGCAGGUUCAUCUCCAGGCUUCACCCACUGAGCCCGCUUCCAACUCUGACAGAGUGCUCAGGCCCAUGUGUUUUGUAAAGCAGCUGGAGAUCCCUCAGUAUGGCAGCUACCGGCCCAACACAGUGACCACCACGCCUCGAGCUAACCUGGCCAAGGAGCUGGAGAAAUACUCCAAGGUGUCUUUUGACUAUGCAAGCUUUGAUGUCCAGGUGUUUGGAAAGCGUAUGCUCAUUCCAAAGUCACCCAGCAGCACUGAAACAUCACCCAAAGCCUUCAAAACUAAAUCAUUCCCUAAGGCCUCCUCCCCCAGCCACAGUGUGUCAGGAGGCUUCUCUAAGGGCGCCUCAUCCUCCAGCAGUUAUGACUACAGCCAUGAUGCAGAGGCAGCCCACAUGGCAGCAACAGCCAUCCUCAACCUGUCCACUCGCUGCUGGGAGAGACCCGAGACUAUCAGCACCAAGCCCAGGGAGCCCUGCAGCAAGGAGUCAGAUAUUGAAGUGGAUGAGAACGGCACCUUGGACCUCAGCAUGAAGAAGACCAAGAGGGAGGGCAUGCAGCCUCCAGAGCCUUCAUCCUCCUCGUCUUCGUCCACUCAACUCAUUGGAGCUACCUUGUCUCAGGGCCACACUCAGCCAGAGUGGGAGGGGCCACUGGACUUCACCAAACCCAGUGGAGUCAAAGAGGAAGACCACGAAGAGGUGGAAUAUACAGCCCCCUCAUACACCUCAUCUGAUGCCGAGGAAGAGGACCAGGAGAACUUGGAGGACAGGAAGUACCCCGGUGAGGUCACCACCAGCAGCUUCAAGGUCAAGUUUCAGCCCAAAGACAGCAAAAAAGAGGUUCUUGUAUGUCCCACCCCAGGCUGUGAUGGCAGUGGACACAUCACUGGCAACUAUGCAUCCCAUCGAAGUCUGUCAGGCUGUCCUCUUGCUGAUAAAUCACUUCGGACCCUCAUGGCUGCCCACACAGCUGAACUAAAGUGUCCGACUCCAGGUUGUGAUGGAUCAGGCCACAUCACAGGAAACUAUGCUUCACAUAGAAGUCUGUCUGGAUGCCCUCGGGCCAAGAAAGGUGGGAUCAAAACAACUCCCACCAAGGACGACAAGGAGGACUCUGAGCUGUUGAGGUGUCCGGUUCCUGGUUGUGACAGUCUGGGCCACAUCAGUGGGAAGUACGCCACCCACCGCAGUGCCUACGGCUGUCCGCUGGCAGCACGCCGCCAGAAGGAAGGUCUUCUCAACGGCACGCCCUUCUCUUGGAAGGCCUUCAAGACUGAGGGCCCGACCUGCCCGACGCCAGGCUGCGACGGCUCCGGCCACGCUAACGGCAGCUUCCUGACACACCGCAGUCUGUCAGGUUGUCCCCGAGCGUCGGCCAACAAGAAGAGAGCCAAGUUCCCUGGAGACGAGUAUAUCACUGCAAAGUUCAGAGCCAGCGACGUUCUGGACAACGAUGAGGACAUCAAGCAGCUCAACAAGGAAAUCAACGAGCUGAGCGAAUCCAACUCAGAGAUGGAGGCCGACAUGAUGAACCUGCACACCCAGAUCUCGUCGAUGGAGAAGAAUCUGAAGAGCAUGGAGGAGGAGAACAAACAUAUCGAGGAGAAGAAUGAGGCCUUGUUCCUGGAGCUGUCCGGCCUGAGUCAGGCCCUGAUCCGCAGCUUGACCAACAUCCGUCUACCCGCCAUGCAGGAGCCGCUGUCAGAGCAGAACUUUGACAGCUACGUGGAGACCCUGACCCACAUGUUCACCAAUAAAGACUGCUACCAGAACCCCGAGAACCGGGCUCUACUGGAGUCCAUCAACCAGGCGGUGAAGGGCAUCGAGGUGUGACGGACAGGAGGCGGGGCAUCACAGUCACUACACCAACCUUUCUUUCCCAACCCUUUAGAUACUGUAUGUAAUGAAUUCUCAUUUGGAUCUUCGUCCUCUGUUCUUUGCAUUAGUUUGCUGUUUGCAUGUUGCUUUAUGAUGGUGUGAGUGUGAACAGGUUAGGGUGUGGAUGGAGUUAAACUGUUACAGUGAGCAAGAGAAUCUCCAGGUAUACACAGAACAGAGUCGGGAGUGCAGUAUACGACCUGAGAAGAGCAAACUCUCUUAGUUAGUGAACAUAUCCUAUCUUCACUCAAUAAUGUUAAUAGUAUUCGAUAUGAGCAUAGUGAUGUUGCACCUCCAGGACUAGUUUGUAGAUUCAUUCUUACUAUUGCUGUGUAACUAUUUAAGUCCUUUGCAAAUGUUGGUUUAAUAACUUUUUUCAUCCAUGUCUGCUGUAUUUUUAUGUUGGCCUAUUUAUGCUUAUCUAUUUAUUACUUUUUUAAUUUAAAAAUCCUACCUGAGAAGAUUUUAAACAGUAACCAAGAGAAGGGAAUCAUUUCCUCUGCAUUGUUGAACAAAGAGGAAAUAUUUUAAGAUAUCAACUAUGAAUUCUUUUAUAUAUCUUAUUAUUUAUUUAAAAUACUGGGAUCUUUUUAAGUGCAAAUAUUUUGUAACUGAAAGUUUUUUAAUAAUUUUCUAAAGAUUUUUUUUUGUGCUUCUGUUUAUAUAUGAUUUCCCUUUUUAUUUUCACAAACUAUUUUGAGUACAUUACAAUACCCUGGGAAUAUUGAGCUGCACAUAUUUGGUAUUUAUUUGGUGAUGAAGAACAAAGUGAUGGUGAAUAUUUAUUUUGUAUUGUCUACGUGUUAAUGAUGGCUGUGUAUGGAUUAGUCUUUAAGUUGCUCUUGAAAUAAAGGUUAACCCACAGUA